UUUUAAAUAAUGCUCACAAAAUAAGUAGCUUUUAAAAGAUCUGAAUCACUCUCAAAAGUUGAUUAUAGAAUAUAUGUUGAAUUAUUAAAAGGAAAGUCCUAUCGAGGAGUGAUAUUCAUUUCUGUAGAGAUUCACAAGAUUGAAGGAUUAUUAUUAGACUGGUAAGGAGGUAAAUUAGAUGGAAUAACUGUUAAUGAUAAAAUAGUAGAAUGGAAAUUAGAGGAUGGAUUUAUUAGUUUUGUUGGAUAAGAUAAUUUAGUAGGUUAAACUCAGAUAAGAAGUAUAAUUUAUAGAUAAAUAUAAAAUAGUAAAUUUUGAGAAUGAAUAUUCUACAACAGGUUAUGGAUUACAUUCAUUUAUAGAUUCAGAUGAUCAAUAAUAUGUUUAUUCUUAAUGCGAACCAUAUCAUUUUUCAAAGAUUUUUCCAUGCUUUGAUUAACCAGAUUUAAAAGGUUUAAAUAUUAAUUUAAAAUAUUAGGAACUUUAAAAUUGAUUGUUUAAGCUCCUAAAUAAUGGAAGAUAAUUAGUAAUGAGAAGAGGAUGGUAAAUGAGAUACAAAAUGAAGAAUUGGGUAAAGUCUAAGAAUUAGGUUAUCUUAAUUAAAAAGAUGAAUAUUAUAUAGAAGAAUUUGAAACCACAAAGAAAUUAUCUACUUAUCUUUAUGCAAUAGUUGCAGGACCAUAUGAAGAAAUUAAAUGUGAAAAUUUACAUAGUGGGAUAGAAAUGAGUUUAUUUUGUAGAGUUUCUUUGAAAUAAUAUUUAUAAGGAGAUAGUGAUGAUAUUUUUAAACUUAUUAAGGAUGGUAUAAGAUAUUAUGAAUAAUUAUUUUAAUUUCCUUAUCCAUUUAGCAAAUAUGAUUAAAUAUUUUGUCCAGAAUAUGCAACAGGAGCUAUGGAAAAUGCAGGUGCUGUUACUAUUAAUGAUAAUUAAAUAUUUAAAGAAGAAGUUUCAGUAGAUUAAAUUGCAGAAAGAGGAAAUACUUUAUUACACGAAUUAUCACAUAUGUGGUUUGGUGAUUUAGUUACUAUGAAAUGGUGGGAUGAUUUAUGGUUGAAUGAAAGUUUUGCUGAAUUCAUAUCUCAUCUAUGUUAAACUAAAGUUCAUUAAAUUCCAAUUGAUCAUUGGGUUUAAUUUUAAAAAAGAAAAAUAUGGGGAUAUAUAACAGAUUAAAGAAAUACAACUCAUCCAAUAUUUUGUGAUGUUUAAAAUACAGAUUAAGCAGAUAAUAUUUUUGAUGGAAUUACAUAUGCUAAAGGUGCAGCUUUAUUAAAAUAGUUAUUUACUAUGAUGGGAGAACAAAAAUUCAGUUAAGCUAUGGGUUAAUAUUUUAAUAAAUAUCAAUAUUCUAAUACUACACUUUCUGAUUUCUUUGGAAUUAUGAAAUAACAAUUUGAAGGUGAUUAUUUACUAUAAUGGGAAUAAGAUUGGAUUAUGAAAGCUGGUUUAAAUUUAGUUGAACUUGUCUCUGUUGAUUAAAAUAAAUAUACAUUUUAAUAAACAGCAACUUUAAAAGAUUUACAUCCUACUUUAAGAAAUUAAAUGUUUAAAAUUGGAUUAUAUGAGUAAGAUGGAAAAGAAUUAGAAGUCAAACUUAUAUCAUUAAAUCCUACUGAAUAUACUGUUUUAGAAUUUGAACAUCAAAAUGCUUUUGUACUUUUAAAUUUUGAUGAUGGUUCAUUUCUCAAGACUUCUUAUUCAUAAUAAUAAAUAGAUUUCUUUUUAAAGAAUCUCUCUAAUUUAUCUACAAUUAAUAGAGUUCUUGUUUUAAGAUCUAUUUGGGAUUAAGUUAGAGAUGGACUCACUAGUUUUACUACUUUCAUUAAUGGAAUCUUGAAAUCAUUACUUAAUGAAACUGAUGAUACUGUUUUAUAAAUGGUUUUAGGAUGGUGUACUGGUGGUGUUUCAUUUUAUUGUCCUAUCAAAUAUAGAUAAACAUUUGAAAAUGAAUUAGCUGAUGUUAUUAUUGAUUUAUUAAGAAAAUGUCCAAAAGAAAAUAAAAAUAGAAGAUUGAUUUUAUUAGAUUAUUUAGUAGUAUGGGGUACAUCUCAAUCUAAUCUUUAAUUAUUAUUGUAACAUAUUAAAUCAGAUAAUGAAGAAUUUGGAUUCAUUGGUUUAUCAAAUGGAUGGACAAUUAUUAGAAAUAUCUUUGCUUAACUUAAUAUACCUAUUGAAGAAAAGUGGAAUCUUUAUUAAAAAUGGGCUGAAAAGGAUGGAACAGAUGAAGUUAGACUUUAAAAACGAUUCUUAGAAAGUCUCUUCAAUUUUGAUAAACUUUGGGAUUACUUUCUGAAUUAUAAUAAAGAAGAAAGUAUUCCUAUGAUCAAAGAAGUUAUGAAAGCUUUUAAUCAUUAAAUUCAUCUACAAUAAUUGCUUGAUUAUGAAUCCAAAUAUUUUGAAGCUUUACCAACAAUCUUUUCUACUAAAAGUUCAGAAUAUGCAAAAGAAUUCUAUCAUUAUCUUUAUCCUAUUAAUGAUAACAUUAAUGAUUACAUUGAACUUUGUGAAAAAACCUUGUUAAAAUCAUAAAAUGACAUCUUAACUAAGUUCUUAAAAGAAUCAAUUGAUGCCGAUUAGAGAAGAUAAAAAACAUAUAAGUUCUUUUUUGAUCCAUAAUGAGAUUAUUGAAC
Molecule: messenger RNA, 2627 nt
Organism: Paramecium sonneborni
Lineage: Eukaryota; Ciliophora; Oligohymenophorea; Peniculida; Parameciidae
Source: the annotation of a GenBank genome assembly